Molecule: messenger RNA, 864 nt
Organism: Ananas comosus (pineapple)
Lineage: Eukaryota; Viridiplantae; Streptophyta; Magnoliopsida; Poales; Bromeliaceae
Product: RPM1-interacting protein 4-like
Exons: 3
Coding region: 87-329 (80 amino acids)
Source: RefSeq, a predicted model, not a curated record
UAAAUUUAGAAUCUCUCUCUAAUCCCUCUCCCUCUCUCUCUCUCUCUCUCUCUCUCUCUCUCUCGCUUUGCUUACGGAGGAAUCUUAUGGCGGAAAAAGGCACACCUCUACCAAAGUUUGGUGAGUGGGAUGUGAAUGACCCUGCUUCUGCUGAAGGAUUUACUGUCAUUUUCAAUAAAGCUAGAGAUGAGAAGAAGACCGGUGGGAACGCACGAGGACCAGAUUCACCUGCGAAGGAGGAGCACGCAUUGAAGAAUGGGCCAUAUGCUACCAAGACUAAUUCGAAAAAGUGGUUUUGCUGCAUGCAAGCUACUCAGGCGGAAUCCUAAACGUUAAGGGCUUCCUUAAACUAUAAUACUAAUGAUAUUUCUCAAGGGUUUAAAAAGAAAAAAAAAAAAAAAAAAAAGAGAAACAUUAUCUAUGAUGCGGUAGCAUGUGCGGUUGAAAUUUGCUUUUGAGUCAGUGUGGUUGAAGGUGAAAUGAUGCGAGAUGGGGGGUCGAUGGAGAGCGUGGAGGAUCGACGGACUAUUUAAUGUAAAUGAUUACGUAUUCGGUAAGUUGUCAUAAACUACUACUCGUCUUUAUAGUGUAGUUGUUGUUUGUUUUUUGUUUUUUUUUGUUCUCUCUGCAAUUUCAAUCAGCCAGUACAAAUUUGCAAGAAGAAUGUAUGUCAUCAUGAGAGGGCCAAUAUGACUUGUUGAACUUGAAUAAUAGCUUAUAAGAUUCUUCAAUGUUACGGUGCGAACGACGAUGUUUGUAACUCGCCAGGUGUUCGGGUGGGUAUGUUCUUACAUGAACUCCGCCGCAUCUGCGAGUAUGAUGUUUGAUCUUAUUUGCCGAUAACUGAUUCCUAGAUUCCUGUUA